Molecule: messenger RNA, 1228 nt
Organism: Hibiscus syriacus
Lineage: Eukaryota; Viridiplantae; Streptophyta; Magnoliopsida; Malvales; Malvaceae
Exons: 3
Coding region: 63-839 (258 amino acids)
Source: RefSeq, a predicted model, not a curated record
UGCAAGAGCCUUUUCUUCUCUCCUUUUCUUUUUCAUUCGUGUUAUUGGUAAGAAAAGGAGAAAUGGGCAGGCUUAUAGAAGAGAAGGCUCUUGAUCAAACGUUUUACGGCCAUCAUUAUGAUCAUCAACAGCUGGGGCUUGACCGUUAUAACAGCCUCGAAGAGAAAAUUUCAGAGUUUUUGAACAACGGCUACGCAGAUUCCGAUGCAACCGACGAUUAUGGAUCAGACGACAACGAAUCCAUCGAUGCUCUCCAACACGACCUUUAUUGGGAAUCCCAGGAGGCCCUUCUUCAGGAAAUCCUUGAGCGUUAUGCAUUGGUGGGUGCUAAAUUACGGCAAGAAAUCAAUGGAAUUAUAGAGGAAGCGAGAGAGACGGUGUUUUGCAGCUGCAAAAACCAGAAGCAAACGCAAAAGCAAAGCCUGAGGAGUGAAGCCGGUUGCAUCAACUGCUUGCGCGAGAGAGUUAUACAUCUGCUUUGUCGCAGUGGACUUAAUGCCACUCUAUGUGUCUCUAAGUGGAAACACACCAAGAAUCAUCUUGCAGGGACGCAUGAAUACAUCAAGGUGAUCGCAAGCACACAGGGGCAGAAGAAGCAAAUCCCAUUUGUGAUCGAAUUGGAGUUCAGGGACCAAUUCGAGAUCGCAAAAGCAUGCGACGAGUACAUGAAACUGGUCGACAAAUUACCGGAGUGUUACGUGGGGAAAUCCGAGUACAUCAACCCCAUCGUGGGAGUGAUGUGCGAUAGCGCCAAGAGGUCGAUGGAGGAGCAGAAACUCCAUAUGGGUCCAUGGAGAAAACGAAGCUUCGUGCAGAUGAAAUGGUCUAAUUCUUCAUGAACCAUCGAGGCAAGUGCUGCAUAUAUGUUGCUCAAAAUCUCGGAAAACCGCUGCUGCUGGGAAUUGUUUCCAAACGAAACAUCGACGCUUCUUGCUAAUGAAGAUAGUAACUAGCAAGGGACAGAUGCAUUUUUGGUCUCAUUAAAUGAUAUGAUAGUGGCCAACUAUUAUGAACACAAGUAAUGAUUGCUAUAUAAAUUAUGAGAUAUAUUAGAAAUUGUCAAAGAAGGCAAACCCCAAGUCCAUGCUGCCCAAUUUUGUAUCCUGGAGAGACAUUUGUAGUAUGGGUAUUGGAUCAUAUAGCCGUGAGGGUAUGACAGUGCCGGCAUAUGAAAUCAUUUUGAUUCACAGCAAAGUUUUGAAAUGAAAAAAAAAGAAUUGCUUAUUAA